AUGGCCAACGAACAAAAAGGGAGUUCAGGAACCUCCAUCCUCUCCCUUCCGACCGAGGUGCUAUCCGAGGUGCUUGCACGUGUCGCAUCUUCUUCAUCCACUGAUCUUUUUCGAGCAAAACUGUGCUGUAAGUUGUUUUACGAAGUUUCGGACGCAAACAACAUUUACCAGCGGGUGUCACUCGACAAGUUUGAAAUCGUUCUGUGGCAAAAAAACCACAAAGUGUCGAGAUUCUUGAAGAACUGUAGAGAAAGCAAAAAUCCAGAAGCCUUGUAUCGAAAAGGAGUGGUUGAUUUUUUUACGGACAAGCAUGAGGACUCAGCAUUGGAAUGCGUGGAAGAAGCUGCUAAUUCAGGCCAUGCCGAUGCUGCAUAUGCAUUGGGAAUAAUUUACAUCUUUGUUGGUAGGGACGAGUUAAAGUGCAAAGGUCUGAGACUGCUCAAGAAAUCUAGAAUUCUGAAAGGCAGAGUGAAACUUUGCAGUGACAAUUUGCUAGCGCUGCUGAGGAUGAUAUGGGUCAAGAAUCUUGUGUUUCUAAACCCAACGUCCAUUUGUUUUGCCAUGACACAUGAGAGGAAAACAUCUUCAUGGCCUAUGGAUGCAGAUGAAGUGGAGGAGAGUACAUGUGAAGACUGCGCUUGCGAUGAAGAAAUUGGAACAAUUUGUGCUGCCCUGCCUUAUCGUUAG
This is a messenger RNA of Coffea arabica (coffee), 687 nucleotides long. Its product is annotated as putative F-box protein At1g67623. The record is from RefSeq and is a predicted model, not a curated record. Gene Ontology annotation, molecular function: protein binding. NCBI's taxonomy places the organism in Eukaryota, Viridiplantae, Streptophyta, Magnoliopsida, Gentianales, Rubiaceae.